AUGUCUAUUGCAAAUCACCAUUGUCUCUCUUCUCUACUCACUAGCUGCAAGAGCUUAAGAGCCUUAACCCAAAUCCACGCCUCUCUAAUCAAAUCCGGCGUCGAUACCGAUUCUUACUUCACCGGAAAAUUAAUCCUGCAAUGCGCAAUCUCCAUUCCGAACGCAUUACCUUACGCUCGCCGUCUCUUGCUCUGCUUUCCCGAUCCCGAUGCCUUCAUGUUCAACACUCUCGUCCGAGGCUACUCCGAAUCCGACGAGCCGCACAAUUCCGUCGCGGCGUUUGUGGAGAUGAUGAGGAAAGGUGUCGUCUUUCCGGAUAGCUUCUCCUUCGCGUUCGUCGUCAAAGCGGCGGCGAAUUUCCGGUCUUUAAAAACCGGUUUUCAGAUGCAUUGUCAAGCGUUGAAGCAUGGGCUCGGUUCGCAUUUGUUCGUCGCCACUACAUUGAUCGGUCUAUACGGAGAUUGCUACUGUGUGGAGUCUGCUCGCAAGGUGUUCGACGAAUUGCGUCAGCCGAAUUUGGUCGCUUGGAACGCUGUGGUCACGGCUUGUUUCAGGGGAAACGACGUCGCCGGAGCUAAAGAAAUCUUCGAUAAGAUGACGGUGAGGAAUCACACGUCGUGGAACGUGAUGCUCGCUGGUUACACUAAAGCUGGAGAGAUUGAAAGUGCUAAACUUUUGUUCUUGGAAAUGCCUCUCAGGGAUGAUGUCUCUUGGAGCACUAUGAUUGUUGGGUUUGCUCAUAACGGAAGCUUCAAUGAGGCUUUCUCGUAUUUCAGGGAGUUGCAACGAGCGGGGAUGAGACCUAACGAGGUAAGCUUGACCGGAGUUCUCUCUGCGUGUUCACAAUCCGGGGCGUUUGAAUUUGGAAAGACGUUACAUGGGUUUGUAGAGAAAUUAGGGUAUGGUUGGAUAGUGUCAGUGAACAAUACGCUUAUUGAUAUGUAUUCUAGGUGUGGUAGUGUUCCAAUGGCUAGGUUAGUAUUUGAAAGUAUGCCAGAGAAGAAGAGUAUUGUGUCUUGGACAUCGAUGAUUGCAGGAUUAGCGAUGUAUGGUCAUGGGGAAGAAGCUAUUAGUCUCUUCAAUGAAAUGACUGAGUCUGGUGUGACGCCAGAUUGUAUAUCUUUCAUUUCGGUUUUGUAUGCUUGUAGUCAUGCUGGACUGAUUCAAGAAGGUGAAGAUUACUUCUCUGAGAUGAAGAGAGUUUACCACAUAGAGCCAGCGAUUGAACAUUAUGGUUGCAUGGUUGAUUUGUAUGGAAGAUCUGGGAAACUAGAAAAGGCUUACACUUUCAUACGCCAAAUGCCGAUUCCACCAACUGCGGUAGUGUGGAGGACUCUUCUAGGGGCUUGCAGUAGUCAUGGGGAUAUUGAAUUGGCAGAGAAAGUGAAACAAAGGCUUGACGAGCUUGAUCCGAAUAACUCAGGGGAUCUUGUUCUCUUGUCGAAUGUUUACGCUACUGCUGGUAAAUGGAAAGAUGUUGCUUCUAUCAGAAAGUCGAUGAUUGUGCAGAGGAUCAAGAAGACAGCUGGUUGGAGCUUGGUUGAAGUUGGGAAAGACUUGUACAAGUUCACUGCGGGGGAGAAAACAAAGGGAGUCAAUAUAGAGGCUGAUGAGAAGCUAAAAGAAGUAAUCUUGAGGCUUAGAGAUGAAGCUGGGUACGCUCCGGAAGUUGCAAGUGCUUUGUAUGAUGUAGAAGAGGAAGAAAAGGAGAAUCAAGUGAGUAAACACAGUGAGAAGCUUGCACUUGCAUUUGCUCUGGCUAGGUUACCCAAAGGAGCUACUAAUAUCAGGAUUGUGAAGAAUCUGAGAAUCUGCAGAGAUUGUCAUAUUGUUAUGAAGCUGGCGUCGAGUGUUUAUGGAGUAGAAAUUGUGGUCAGAGAUAGAAACCGGUUCCAUUCAUUCAAGGACGGUUCUUGCUCAUGCCGUGACUACUGGUAA
Molecule: messenger RNA, 1938 nt
Organism: Microthlaspi erraticum
Lineage: Eukaryota; Viridiplantae; Streptophyta; Magnoliopsida; Brassicales; Brassicaceae
Source: the annotation of a GenBank genome assembly